Molecule: messenger RNA, 12136 nt
Organism: Pseudophryne corroboree (corroboree frog)
Lineage: Eukaryota; Metazoa; Chordata; Amphibia; Anura; Myobatrachidae
Product: dynein axonemal heavy chain 11-like
Exons: 69
Coding region: 89-11167 (3692 amino acids)
Biological process (GO): microtubule-based movement
Cellular component (GO): dynein complex
Molecular function (GO): ATP binding; dynein intermediate chain binding; minus-end-directed microtubule motor activity
Source: RefSeq, a predicted model, not a curated record
CUUGCCAGUAGAGAGGGAACUUGUACAUGAUGAGCUCACACAGAUACAUGAGAAGUUGGAUCCGGCCCUUACUCAUCUGACGUGGCACAUGCCAGAUUUGGAUGAGUACAUUAAAGAAGCACGAGAACUGGUCUACAGUGUGGAUAACAGAGUUCAAAAAGCUAAACAGAAUGAGGAAAUGAUGCAGAACUUAAUGAGCAAACUUAGCAAAACAAAUUUUAUUGUAAACAAAAAUGAAAGGGACAAAGACAGAAUAGCCAAACACUACAGUAUUGCUGAAGACGUGGGACAAAAGAUUCAAGGACUUCUUAAGCACAAUCAGCAGUUGUUUCAAGCAGAGCCGCACUGUGAUAAAUGGAAGUCCUACACAGGGUACAUAGACCACAUGAUUUUAGACGGAUUGCUCCAAGCGGUGAAGUGUUCACUUCAAUACUUGAUUGAUAACACAGAGCCAUCACUUAAAAAUCCUCCAUUGUUUAAAGUGGAACUCUUCCUUAAUGGAAGUGAAAUGAGCUUUGUGCCUUCCUUGGACCUGAACAUUAGUGGGAAUUUCUAUAACAUCAUAGAGAGUUUAAUCCGGGACACAUAUCGGAUUGCAUCUUUUAUACCGCGUGUUGCCGCACACCUUGGGAAAGCAACAUAUCAGCUGGAUGUUGAUGAGAUGGAGGAGCUGAAAGAAAUGCAUGGAGAAAUUCUGAGAAGGGUGCACUCGACCAUUGUUAAUGUAAAAGAGUAUCAGAGACACUUUAAAAAGUACAGCUAUUUGUGGACGGAUGAUAAAACAGAAUUCAUGAAGCAGUUCCUCCAGUACGGCCGCUUUCUCAGCGCCGAAGAGAUGGAAAUGUAUGCAGAUUAUGAACUGCAGGAAUGUUCACCACAGUUACAACACUUCAGGAAACAGAUCAAUAUUUAUGAGUCACUUUACCAUGAAGUUGGAGAGUUUGACAAUGAAAGGACUUUUGAUGGCUGGCUCCUCAUAGAUGUGAAACCUUUCAAAAUCUCUCUGAUGAAUACUAUCAAGAGAUGGAGUCUAAUGUUUAAAGAUCAUUUGGUGAACCAUGUUACAUGCAGUGUUAAUGAACUUGCUGAAUUUAUUCGACAUACGGAGAAAGGCCUAACCAAGAAAGGGAAGGGAGAAGACUGUGAUGUCCUGGUGGAAACUAUGGGUCAUUUGAUGGCAAUACGGGAUAGACCAUCCACCGAGGAGCACUUCAGAUAUCUCAAAUCAACUGCUGAGCUGCUUCGCACCUACGGACAGCAACUGCCUGAUCAUAUCUACACUCAAAUUGAAGAAUUGCCAGAGAGGUGGAAAAACCUGAAGAAGAUUGCAUUUAUAGUAAAGCAUGAAGUGUCUCCUCUGCAGGCAAAUGAAGUAUCUGUUAUCAGGAGGAAAUGUGUCCUCUUUGAGGUUAAACAGCAAGAAUUUCGAAAUCGUUUUAAAAAUGAAAUAAUCUUUAAAUUUGAUGCAGAAGAUCCUUACAAACACCUGGACAAAACCCACAGGAAUAUUUCUAGACUGGAGGAUGAGAUGAGAAAACUGCAGGAUACGGCAGACCUGUUUGAAAUGAGUGUCCCAGAAUAUAAACAGCUACAUCAGUGUCGCACUGCCAUCACCUUGCUGAAGUCCGUAUGGGAUAUGGUGAUAUUUGUACGGACGAGCAUCAGAGACUGGAUGAAAACACCAUGGAAACAGAUUAAUGUAGAGCAAAUGGACAUGGAACUGAGAAGAUUUGCAAAGGAAAUGAAGACAUUAGAUAAAGAGAUAAGAACCUGGGACGUCUACUUGGGUCUGGAGUCCACUGUUAAAAAUCUGAUAACUUCACUUAGAGCAGUGAAUGAGCUGCAGAACCCUGCUGUCCGGAUGAGACACUGGUUACAGCUAAUGAGCAAAACCGGGGUAAGAUUUGUAAUGAAUGAAGACACUGUCCUUGGGGAUCUCUUGGCCCUGCAGUUACAUAGGGUGGAGGAUGAGGUGAAGAACAUAGUGGACAAGGCUGUGAAGGAAAUGGCAAUAGAAAAAGUCCUUGUGGAGAUGAACCAUACUUGGAGCACUAUGCAGUUCUCUUACGAGAAGCAUUCUGCCACCGGAACACCAUUGCUAAAAUCAGAUGAGGACCUGAUAGAGACGCUUGAAGAUAAUCAGGUACAUCUACAGAACAUAUUGAUGAGCAAAUAUGUGGAUUUCUUCUUGGUGGAGGUGAGCAGGUGGCAGAAGAAAUUAAUGGUAGCUGACCUGGUUAUUUCUGUCUGGUUGGAAGUACAGAAAACAUGGGCUCAUCUGCAAAGUAUAUUUGCUAACUCAGAAGAUAUUAGAAAUCAACUUCCAGAGGAUGCCAGAAGAUUUGAAGAAAUAGAUUUUGAUUUCAAGGGUCUAAUGAAGAAAAUUAUUAACACGAGUAUAGUCAUCGAAGUCACAAAUGAUCCAGGACUACUUGAAAAGUUGGAGGCUCUUCAGCAAAGGCUUACAUUAUGUGAAAAGUCACUUGCAGACUACUUGGAGUCCAAACGUCUGAAUUUCCCAAGGUUUUAUUUUGUUUCUUCAGUGGAUUUAUUGGAGAUCAUUUCCAAAGGAACUCAGCCAAAGCAGGUAAUUAGGCAUUUUCUGAAAUUGUUUGACAACAUGGCUGAUCUGAGAUUUGAAGGUGAAGAAUAUGAGUGCAAGACUGCUGUAGGAAUGUACAGUAGAGAAGGGGAGUUUGUGUACUUUACCAAACCAUGUGUGUGCGAGGGCCAGGCUGAAAGUUGGCUGGGGCUCUUAGAAGAGACCAUGAGGUCAACAGUUAAGCAAGAAAUCAUGGACGCUGUGGCAGGAUAUGAGGAUAAACUGCGGGAUCAGUGGCUGUUUGAUUUUCCUGCGCAGGUUGCCCUUACCGCCAGUCAGAUUUGGUGGGCAACAGAUGUGGAAAUCGUCUUUCAGAGGGUCGAAGAAGGCUUUGAAAAUGCAUUAAAAGAUUACAACCGCAAGCAGAUUGCUCAGCUGAAUGCCCUUAUAAGCAUGCUGUUAGUGGAACUUACCCCCGGAGUGCGUCAGAAGAUCAUGACAAUAUGCACAAUUGAUGUUCAUGCCAGAGAUGUGGCAGCCAAGCUUAUUGCACAGAAGAUCUCCAAUGGGCAGGCAUUUACAUGGCUGUCACAGCUGCGCCACCGAUGGGACGAAGACAUAAAGGAGUGUUUUGUUAAUAUCUGCGAUGCUCAGUUUCAUUAUUCCUAUGAAUAUCUUGGCAAUACCCCUCGCCUUGUGAUAACACCACUUACUGACAGAUGCUACAUAACCUUGACUCAGUCUCUUCACCUAGCCAUGAGUGGUGCCCUUUCAGGUCCUGCAGGAACUGGAAAGACAGAGACCACCAAAGAUCUUGGCCGGUCCUUGGGAAUUAUGGUUUAUGUCUUCAACUGUUCAGAGCAAAUGGACUACAAGUCCCUAGGCAACAUCUAUAAAGGCUUAUGUCAGACAGGAGUCUGGGGUUGCUUUGAUGAAUUCAACCGUAUAUCAGUAGAAGUGUUGUCUGUAAUUGCUGUACAAGUCAAGACAAUUCAAGAUGCCAUUCGACACAACAAGAAAAGAUUUCACUUUCUAGGAGAGACAAUUGAGCUUAUAAGUACAGUUGGGAUCUUCAUCACUCUGAACCCAGGAUAUGCUGGUAGAGCGGAACUUCCAGAAAAUGUUAAAGCUCUUUUCCGUCCAUGUGCCAUGGUCAUUCCAGAUUUUGAACUUAUAUGUGAAAUCAUGUUGGUAGCAGAAGGCUUUAUAGAUGCAAGGAUGCUCUCAAGGAAAUUCAUCAGUCUGUACACUUUGUGCCGUCAGCUCCUUUCCAAACAGGAUCAUUAUGAUUGGGGUCUCAGAGCCAUAAAAUCUGUUUUAGUUGUGGCUGGAUCGCUAAAACGGGAGGACAGGAGCAGACCUGAAGACCAGGUUUUGAUGAGAGCCUUGAGGGACUUCAAUCUUCCUAAGAUAGUAACCAAUGAUGUUACGAUAUUUCUGGGUCUCAUCAGUGACUUGUUUCCCCUGCUGGAAGUGCCCAGGAAGAGAGACGUGAAGUUAGAACAGAUGGUGCGCCAGUCUAUUGCCGAGCUGUGUCUCCAGCCGGAGGAAAACUUUAUUCUAAAGGUGACCCAGUUAGAAGAGCUGCUUGCGGUCCGUCACUCUGUUUUUGUUGUGGGCAAUGCUGGGACAGGCAAAAGCAUGAUCCUGAAGACUUUACAUCGAACAUAUUUCAAUAUGAUGUUAAAGCCUAUAUGGCAUGACAUCAAUCCGAAAGCUGUGACUACUGAUGAACUAUUUGGCUUUCUUCACCCUGCAACAAGGGAGUGGAAGGACGGGCUGUUCUCUUUCACGAUGAGGGAGCUUUUUAUCAACCCUCAUAAUGGCCCAAAGUGGAUUGUCCUUGAUGGAGAUAUUGAUCCAAUGUGGAUUGAAUCGUUAAACACGGUCAUGGAUGAUAACAAGGUUCUAACCUUAGCUAGUAAUGAGCGUAUCUCGCUGAUGCCAUCCAUGCGGCUGUUGUUUGAAAUUAGUCACCUUCGAGCAGCGACCCCGGCGACUGUAUCAAGAGCUGGGAUCCUCUAUGUUAAUAAACAGGACCUAGGCUGGAGCCCUUACGUUACCAGCUGGAUCGAGACUCGUCAAGCUCAGUCAGAAAAGGCAAAUCUGACCAUAUUGUUUGAUAAGUACGUUCCGUACUGCUUGGAGCAAGUGCGAUGUAAUUUAAAAACUAUAACUCCAAUCCCCGAAAACAGCAUGGUGCAGACAUUGUGCUCCUUACUGGAUUGUCUUCUGACUGCUGACAAUACCCCGCCAGAUUCCCCUCGUGAGCUUUAUGAAAUGUAUUUUGUUUUUGCUUGCGUCUGGUCUUUUGGGGGUGCGCUCUUUCAGGAUCAGCUAAUCGAUUACCGUUUGGUAUUCAGCCGAUGGUGGAACAAGGAAAUGAGAACCAUUAAGUUCCCAUCACAUGGUACAGUGUUUGAUUAUUUUAUUGACCCUGACACAAAGAAAUUCACUCCUUGGACAGAGAGAAUUCCAGAAUUCGAUAUGACCCCAGAUGUUCCUUUACAGACAGUUUUAGUGCAUACUGCUGAAACUGUAUGCCUGAGGUACUUCCUGGAUCUGCUGCUGGAGAAGGGGAAGCCGAUAAUGCUCGUUGGCAAUGCUGGUGUCGGUAAAACUGUCCUGGUGUCUGAUAAAUUAUCCAAAUUGCCAGAAGAACACAUGGUGGCCAGGGUGCCCUUUAACUACUAUACCACAUCUGCAAUGCUCCAACGCAUACUAGAGAAGCCCUUGGAAAAGAGAGCUGGACGGAACUAUUCCCCACCAGGCACCAAAAAACUGAUUUACUUCAUAGAUGAUCUCAACAUGCCAGAAGUGGAUGCGUAUAGUACAGUGCAGCCUCAUACCUUAAUUAGACAACACCUAGAUUACAGUCAUUGGUAUGACAGACAGAAAUUGGUAGCUAAAGAAAUACACAACUGCCAGUACAUAACGUGCAUGAAUCCCACUGCUGGAAGUUUUUCCAUUAAUCCUCGGCUCCAGAGACACUUUUCGGUAUUCGCUGUGCACUUUCCGGGGUCAGAAGCAAUAACUACCAUCUACAGCAAGAUAAUAGGUGCUCACUUCCAGCAUGGCGGCUUCAGUUACAGUGUGGUCAGAACUCUACCUACACUGAUACAAGCGGCUAUUUGUCUACAUCACAAAAUGACCCAGAAUUUUUUGCCCACUGCGAUUAGAUUCCAUUAUAUUUUUAAUCUGAGAGAUCUGACCCAUAUAUUUCAGGGAAUACUUUUUGCAUCUCCUGAGUGUAUCCGCUUCUCUAGCGAUUUAGUCCACUUGUGGUUACAUGAGUCAUGCAGAGUGUACUCAGAUAAGCUGAUGGAAGAGAAGGAUAUAGAACAUUUUAAGAAGGUGAUCAUCGAUACGGCAAAGAGAUUUUUUGAGGGUAUAGAUGAGCAAAUAUUUAUCAAUAAGCCUUUAAUCUAUUGCCACUAUGCACAUGGGGUUGGAGAACCACGUUACUUCCCGGUAUCUGAUUUGGAAAAGCUGACGAGAAUCCUAUCAGAUGCUCUUGAACACUACAAUGAGAUUCAUGCUGCGAUGAAUCUGGUUCUGUUUGAGGAAGCUAUUCAGCAUAUCUGCCGCAUUAGUAGAAUCCUGGAGUUCCCCUACGGAAAUGCACUGCUGAUUGGAGUUGGAGGUAGCGGCAAACAAAGCUUAUGUCGCUUGGCAGCUUUUCUCAGUUCACUUGAAGUUUUCCAAAUCACUCUCCGUAAAGGGUACAGCAUUAACGAUCUCCGGAGUGACAUUGCUACAUUGUACUUUAAAGUGGGUGUAAAGAAUAUUGCGACAGUGUUCCUACACACGGAUGCUCAGAUUCCUGAUGAACGAUUCCUUGUUCUAGUCAAUGACAUGCUGGCAUCAGGCGAUAUCCCCGAUCUUUUUAGUGAAGAGGAGAUGGACAGUAUUGUCUCUUCUGCUCGGAUGGAGCUCCGAGCUCUUGGCCUCCCGGACUCCAGAGAAAACUGCUGGCAGUUCUUUAUUGACAGAAUCCGUCGACAGUUAAAGGUUGUAUUGUGUUUUUCACCUGUGGGCUUCACAUUAAGAACCAGAGCACGGAAAUUCCCAGCCUUGGUGAACUGUACCGCAAUAGACUGGUUCCACUCGUGGCCGCCGGUUGCCCUGCAGUCAGUGAGCAGCAGCUUCAUUCAGAAGCUGGAUGGACCUGAUCCUGAUAUAAACAAAUCCAUCAGUCAGUUCAUAACAUUUGCACAUACAAGUGUCAAUGAAGUCAGCGUAAAAUAUCAGCAGAACGAGAAGCAUUACAACUACGUGACUCCAAAGAGCUUCCUGGAGCUUAUUAAAUUGUACUGGAAUCUCCUGGAGAAGAAGAGAAAUGAGCUGGUUCAGAAAAUGGAAAGACUGGAAAAUGGAUUACAGAAGCUGCAAACGACAGCCUUCCAGGUUGAAGAUCUGAAGUCUAAACUUGCCAUCCAGGAGGUAGAACUUCACCAGCGGAACAGAGACACAGAAGCCCUUAUAGAUAAAAUCAGGCAGGAAACCGAUAAACUAAACCAGGAGAAAUCAGUGGCAGAUGCAGAGGAACGCAAGGUAGCUGGUCUCCAAGCAGAGAUAACCAGCCAACAACAAGAAUCUGCAAAUGACUUGGCCAAGGCAGAACCCGCUCUCCAAGCAGCAAAUGCAGCUCUAAACACCCUAAACCGGUUAAACCUUACAGAGCUAAGAACAUUUCCCAAUCCACCAGCUGCUGUAACCAAUGUAGCCGCUGCUGUACUUGUUCUUUUAUCUCCAAAUGGCAAAAUACCUAAAGACAGGAGCUGGAAGACUGCAAAAGUGGUAAUGAGCAAGGUGGAUGAAUUUUUACAGAAUUUGAUUAAUUUUGACAAAGAGCAUAUUCCAGAGGCAACAGUCAAGGCAUUAAAUGAUGACUAUCUGAAGGAUCCUGAGUUUAACCCAGAAUUUGUGCGCACAAAGUCGUCCGCAGCGGCAGGCCUGUGUGCUUGGGUUAUCAAUAUCAUUAAAUUCCAUGAGGUUUUCUGUGAAGUGGAUUACAAGCGCCAAUCACUAUCACAAGCCACUACAGACUUGAUCUAUGCAGCCGAGAAACUUGAUGUCAUUAGGAAGAAGCUUGAGGAAUUAGACACCAACCUGGCUGCGUUAACAGCGUCAUUCCAACGAGCUACCAUGGAGAAAAUCCGCUGUCAAGAGGAAGUGAACAGAACUAACAAGACUAUUCAGCUGGCCAACAGAUUAGUGAAAGGUCUGGAGUCAGAGAAUGUCCGAUGGGCUCAGUCUGUAGCAUUGUACCGUAAACAAGAGCAAACCCUUUGUGGAGAUGUCCUGCUCACAGCUUCAUUUAUCUCCUAUGCUGGCUCAUUCUCCAAAAAGUAUCGACAUGAACUUGUAGAACAAUUGUGGAUGCCAUACUUAAGAACACAGAAGUUUCCUAUUCCAAUGACAGAAGGGCUUGAUCCUAUAUGUAUGCUGACCGAUGAUGCAACUAUUGCAAAAUGGAAUAACGAGGGAUUACCCAGUGAUAGAAUGUCUAUUGAAAAUGGCACCAUACUAUCAAACUGCGAACGAUGGCCUCUCAUGAUUGACCCCCAACUUCAAGGAAUCAAAUGGAUUAAAAGUAGAUAUGGAUCCAGAUUAAAAGUUAUUCACUUGGGUCAGAAGGGGUACGUAGAUGUCAUAGAGCACGCCGUUGUUGCUGGAGAUCCAGUUCUAAUAGAAAAUUUAGAAGAAUCUAUUGACCCUGUUCUUGAUCCCUUGCUUGGAAGGCAUACGCUUAAAAGAGGAAGAUACAUCCGAAUUGGGGAUAAAGAAUGUAAAUUCCAUCCCAAAUUUCGACUUAUUCUUCACACCAAACUUGCCAAUCCUCAUUAUAAACCUGAAAUACAGGCUCAGACAACUUUAAUCAAUUUCACCGUUACACGAGAUGGUUUAGAAGAUCAACUCCUGGCUGAUGUGGUGAAUCUGGAGAGACCCGAUCUGGAACAUUUUAAGUCUGAGCUCACAAAGCAACAGAAUUAUUUUAAAAUUGAGUUGAAAAUGCUGGAGGAUGAAUUGCUGACACGCCUAUCGGCAGCCGAAACUCAUUUCCUGGGGGACACGCUCCUUGUGGAAAAACUGGAAACGACAAAGCACACAGCAGCCGAAAUAGAAAUGAAGGUGUUGGAAGCCAAAGUCAAUGAGGUGAAGACCAAUGAGGCCAGGGAGCAUUAUCGCCCUGUAGCAUCCCGCGCCUCCCUCCUCUACUUUAUCAUGAAUGACCUGAAGAAAAUCAGCCCAAUGUACCAGUUCUCUCUUAAGGCUUUUAAUAUGGUGUUUCACAAGGCUGUGCAGCAUGCAGAACCAUCUGAGGAUGUCCGAUUGAGAGUGAAUUACCUCAUUGACUGCGUGACAUACUCCACGUUUAUAUACAUCAGCAGAGGACUGUUUGAAAGAGAUAAAAUAACCUUCACAGCCCAGUUAGCUUUCCAGCUUUUGAUCAUGAAUAAAGAAAUAUCUGCUCAGGAACUUGAUUUUUUACUUCGCUUUAACAUUGACCACAUUUAUAAUAGUCCAUUGGACUUUCUAUCAAAUUCAGCAUGGAGCGCUAUUAAGACAAUGAGCUUUAUGGAUGAAUUCCGAGGACUAGACAGAGACAUUGAAGGUUCUCCUAUGCGCUGGAAAAGGGUGAUUGAAUCUGAAUGUCCAGAAAGAGAACGUCUUCCUCAAGAUUGGAAGAACAAGAGCUCCCUACAGAAAAUGAUUAUGAUGCGCGCACUGAGGCCUGACCGGAUGACUUACGCUAUCAGAAACUUUGUUGAAGAGAAACUGGGAGCCAAGUACGUGGAGAGACGUAAAACAGAGUUUGCCAAGUCCUUUCACGAGAGUGGACCGGCCACCACUAUAUUCUUUAUCCUGUCUCCGGGAGUUGAUCCGCUGAAAGACGUGGAGACACUUGGUAACAGACUUGGAUUUACCAUUGACUCAGGAAAACUUCACAAUAUCUCUCUGGGUCAAGGGCAGGAAGGGAUUGCAGAAAUAGCGAUGGAAAAAGCAUCAAAAGAAGGCCACUGGGUUAUACUUCAAAAUGUUCACCUAGUAGCCAAGUGGCUCAACACUCUAGAAAAAUUACUGGAAAAAUACAGCAAUGGAAGCCACCUGGACUACCGUGUAUUUAUGAGUGCUGAACCUGCCCCAACACUUAAGGAACACAUUAUCCCACAAGGGAUCCUGGAAAAUGCUAUCAAAAUAACAAACGAACCCCCAACCGGAAUGCUGGCAAAUCUGCAUGCUGCUUUGGAUAACUUUGAUCAGAACACCCUCGACCAGUGCACCCGUGAGCAAGAGUUUAAAAGCAUUUUUUUUUCGUUGUGCUAUUUUCACGCUUGCGUUGCUGAGAGGCGUAAAUUUGGCCCCCAAGGGUGGAACAGAAAGUAUCCUUUUAACAUCGGAGACCUCACAAUAUCAGUGAAUGUUCUGUACAACUAUCUGGAAGCUAACUCACAGGUCCCAUGGGAAGAUCUCCGUUACUUGUUUGGAGAGAUAAUGUACGGUGGUCACAUCACAGACGACUGGGACAGACGGCUCUGCCGAACAUACUUAGAGGAGUACAUGCAACCCAAUCAGUUUGACAGGAAGCUCGCCUUAGCACCUGGAUUCAUGAUUCCCUCUAACCUUGAUUACCAAGGCUACCACAGAUACAUUGAUGAGAUGUUGCCACCCGAGAGCCCCGUCCAUUAUGGCCUACACCCUAAUGCCGAAAUUGAAUUCUUAACCGUGACUUCAGACAAUCUGUUCCGCACGUUGUUAGAAUUACAGUCACGGGACUGCAUAAACGGGGAAGGAGCCCCUCAGACUGAGGAGGAAAAGGUUAAAACAUUCUUGGAGGACAUUCUAGAUAAGCUCCCCGAAGGCUUUAACAUGUCAGAUAUAACGUCAAAGACGGCCGAGCACUCUCCAUACAUCCUUGUCUGCUUUCAGGAAUGUAAGAGGAUGAACCUACUAAUUCAUGAAAUCCGACGUUCGCUGAAUGAGCUUGAUCUUGGCCUUAAGGGUGAGUUGGCAAUAUCUUCCGAAAUGGAGCAACUGCAGUCAGCCCUUUUUUAUGAUUACGUGCCUGACACUUGGAUGAAGCUGGCUUAUCCGUCAACAUACAGCCUGGCUCAGUGGUAUAGCGACCUGCUCCUUCGCUGCCGGGAACUAGACUCCUGGACUCAAGAUCUUUGUCUCCCAAGUGUCGUCUGGAUAUCAGGCUUUUUCAACCCCCAGUCCUUCCUCACAGCUGUCAUGCAAAGUUUAGCUCGGAAAAAUGAAUGGCCCCUGGAUAAGAUGCAUCUCACUGUUGAUGUAAUGAAGAAAUACAAGGAGGAAUUUUCACAGCCAGCCAGGGAAGGAGCAUACAUCUACGGAUUGUACUUGGAAGGAGCUCAGUGGGAUAUACAGGGAGGACACAUUGCCGAAGCACGUCUGAAGUCUCCAAAUCCAAUUAUGCCGGUCAUCUUUGUGCGAGCUAUACCCAAUGACAGACAAGAUACAAGAAACAUGUACGAAUGCCCAGUUUACAAAACAAAACUGAGAGGUUCAACUUAUAUUUGGGCUUUUCACUUGAAGACCAAGGAGAGGCCUUCAAAGUGGAUUCUUGCUGGUGUUGCUUUACUGUUAAGUGUGUAAAACAAAAAGAUUGUGCAAAUUUGAGCAAAGUUGUUAUAGUUCUGGCUUCACCUCCCUCUCAAUUUAACACUUCAGUAGCAAUUGCUACUGUUUGUUUGAUGUGGAUUUUGUUUUUAUCCUGUUUUGUAUUGUUUAUCCUGAUGCUUGAACCACAUUGGGCCUAAUUCAGAGGUGUACAGAUGUGCGGCAGAUGCCACAUUAAUACAAAUGUUUGGUACUCAGCACAUGCGCCGGACCAACACCGCACACGUACAGUAUAGGUCUGUGACGCUGGAUGCAGAUUGGCAGUAGACUGUCAAGGAUUAACAGUCUGCUGCUGUUUGGGGGCAAUGGCUACAGUUUCCCAAAACUGAGGCGUGUUUCCACCAUUGUGGGGGGAGUGAUGAGGCCAGGAUCUCAGUUAGAAGACAGAUUUCCUGGCCUCUUUGUUGGCUCUGCGGCAGCUGGUUUUGCACAUCCCUCGCGUCCUAAGACACAAAAUCACUAAUGCAGCAGGUGGCAUGACGCCCCUUGCUGCAUUACCAUAUUAGUGCUAUCACUGCUGCUUCCAUGUAAGCAGCAGCGAUAGCUACUCCAACCACAUCUGAAUUAGGCCCAUAUUUGCUAAAGUGGAGGUUUGUAGAAGUGGAGAUGUUGCCUAUAGAAACCAGAUUGUACUUAACAUUUAUCUAACGCCUUCUAGAAUAGCUAGCAUCGGGUUGCUAUGGGCAACAUCUCCAAUUCCAUAAAACCACACUUUAAAUAUAACCCAUAGUGCGCUGAAGAUUACUGGGAAACAAAUUGUUUAGAUUUGGUCUCUCAUUAUGAAUAAAAUAGGGCAGAUAUUGUAUUUCCUCACUAUAACUGUUAUAGUCCACCCCAGUGGGCUUUGUUACCUUUAUUGUAGUAUGUAAGUCUACCUCAAUUGAAAAGUGCAUCAAGUCCUAUUGGAGAAGUGCUCUAUGAAUAAACUCAUUAUGUAGCCUAUUA